GACUCAUAAGAUUCACUGAUUCGGGACUCGGACUACAGUAGAGCCGAGCGUCUUGUCGGUUUCGCGCAUAGACUGUUGUACAGUAGCGGUGAUGCUGCGCCGAUAAUAAUACUGUAGUCAACAUACAAAAAAAAUUAAACGUAUUCUAAAUAAGAGCCGCUCUUCAGUUUCCAACCUUUAAUCUUUACUGCGGCGCUAUAUCUUAACAAAAGCCAGGUUCCUACUACAGGAAGUGACAUCAUCUUUGUAGGCUAACAACAGCGGAAGUAUCAACAGAGGAGGGCAUCAUGCUGGACGAGGUGGUUGUGAACGAGCAGCCGUCCACAGACACAGAGGAGACAGUGCCAUGUUUCCAGACUCCAGGCCCCAUUGUCACCUUCCAUAAUCUCCGCUACCGCAUCAAGGAACGAUUAGGAAUGUUUAGCAGGCAGUGGGUUGAAAAGGACAUCCUCAAAGAUGUCAGUGGUAUCAUGAACCCUGGAAUGAAUGCGAUUAUGGGUCCUACUGGAAGUGGGAAGACAUCGCUUCUGGAUGUCAUUGCAGGAAGGAAAGAUCCUAAGGGCUUAAAAUCAGGUCAAGUUCUAGUUGACAACACCGUUGUGACCUCUGACCUCAGACUCUGCUCUGCCUAUGUAGUUCAGAAUGAUAUUCUGAUGGGUACUCUGACCGUAAGAGAGAACUUGGCGUUCUCUGCCAAUCUUCGCUUGUCACGCAAAGAGUAUUCCUCAGCUGACAAACAGAUGAGGGUCGACUCCGUCAUCCAGGAGCUCAGCCUGAAAGAUUGCGCAGACACUAAGAUUGGGACGAUGUUUUUGCGUGGUGUUUCUGGUGGAGAGAAGAAGAGGUGCAGCAUCGGCAUGGAGCUCAUCACGUCCCCCUCCCUCCUGUUCCUGGAUGAGCCCACCACAGGCCUGGACGCCAACACUGCCAACUCCAUCAUGGAACUGCUACAGAAGAUCUCCAAAAAGGGUAAGACUGUCAUCUUCUCCAUUCACCAGCCACGCUACUCCAUCUUCAGCCAGUUUGACCACCUGACACUCAUGAAUAAAGGAGAAAUCAUCUACGCAGGGGCCGCCAACAAAGCCAUUACCUACUUUGAGGACUUGGGUUACAAGUGUGAGCCAUUCAACAACCCGGCAGACUUCUUCCUGGAUGUCACGAAUGGAACCGUCCUUCCUCAGAUGCGCAACAAUAAAUCAGAGAAGUGUAGCAGCAGCGAGGAGAUGGAGGAAAAUGAAAACCCUCUGGCAGUCAUUUACAGACAGUCCCCUCAUUUCGUCAAAGUAAAAGACCGACUCACUCAGAUUUCAGAUGGGCUUGACCCUGAGGUCACUAAAGGUGACACGGUUGGGUAUGCCACACCUUUCUAUUACCAGAUCAUGUUGGUGAGUGGCCGCACUGUAAGAAACAUCUUGAGGAAUCCCCAGACGUCUUAUGCCCAACUGUUCCUCAACAUUUUCUUUGGUAUUUUAGUGGGACUGAUCUACUACCAGAUCCCACACACUUUACCAGAGGCUCUUCAGAACAGAACGGGAGCUUUCUUUUUUCUGGUCAUUAACAUGGUGUUUGGUAAUCUGUCUGCGGUGGAGCUCUUCAUCAGCGAGAGAGUGCUCUUCAUCCAUGAGAACUCGAGUGGUUUCUACCGGACCUCUGUCUACUUCCUGUCCAAAGUGUUUGCUGACCUCAUUCCAAACCGCAUCCUCCCCGUCUUCAUCUUUUCUGCCAUCCCGUACUUCAUGAUGGGUCUGAAGCCUGAUGUGGAGGCGUUCUUCCUGUACUGUGUGACCAUGAGUAUGGUCAGUCUGUCAGCGGUGAGCUUGGCCUUCCUGAUCAGUGCCAGCGUGGGCUCCUUCGCCAUGGCUAACAUCCUCAUCGCACUGCCUUAUGUCGUAAUGAUGGUGUUUGGGGGUUUCCUAGUGAACCUGAAUUCGAUGAUGAGCGGGAUGUCCUGGCUGAAGUGGGCCAGUAUAUUCCGAUAUGGCUACAAUGCACUUGCCAUCAUCGAGCUAAAAGAUCAAGUCUUUACCAGUAACUACACUAGCAUGACAGGUGACAUAUAUCUGGAUCAUCAAGAGAUCGACUACAGCACUUGGGGCUUUUGGCAGAACCAGGUAGCUCUGACAGGCAUUAUGUGUGUGUGUCUGAUUCUUACUUAUGUGCAGCUGCGUCGGAUCAAUCGCUGGAAGUGAAGGAAUGACACUGGUUGUGUUGCUUAUUUUUUUUAUUUUGAACCCUUUGCAUCAUGAAAGCACAUGUUUACAGAGAAAUGUGUCGGCCUUACUCAGAAACCACAACUCACUACCUCAGUUACUUCAAAUCUGCUACCUCUGAAACUACUUGUGGCAUAAAGUAUGGAAUUGUUCAAUUUCGUAAGUGUUUCAUUUUAUAUAAAAGUUGCAAAAUAAGAAAUUGCAUUAAAAAUAAGACCAAUUGUAUUUAGUGGGGUUUGUCAAAGAACAAUACACUUACACAAAAAUUGUAAGUUUAAGAAUUGCAAAACAUUCAAAGUGUAGGGAGAUUGAUGUGAUUGCAUCAUUCCUCAAGAGUUGUUGCUCCUGCAGAGUUAACGUGAAUUGCGAUGAAAAUGGUACUCGCAACAGACCUUCUCAUGUAUUGAUAAAACCUUUUUUGGCUUAGUAUGUCGAUUGAGAUAUGGAGGUUGCAUUCCAGUAGAAAGCAGAGAUCAGCCUUUCGUUUUGCCAAGUGUGGCAAAUUCAAGCAACCAAUUUAAAGCUUCAUAGGUGGCUUUUUCACCCUCACACAAAACUCCUGAUAUUAAGAAUUGCUAUUGAAAUUACUGAAUUCAGAAACCUCAGAACAACAGUAAAUGGUACAGGUUAAGCAAACUAAAUGAUUGGAAGAAGUCCAAUUUUGUGCUCAAGUUUUAUAUACUUUACAAGUAAUAAAAUCAAAUGGUAUUUCAACUUCCAGAGCUGAUCAAAUGACAAAAAGGGGUUUGAAAAAAACUUCUGAAACCACAAAGAAUUGGGUUGGAGUUGGUUUUAUUUUCUUUUUUUAAAAACAAAAGGCUCAGUCUGAGCAGUGUGAAGCACAAGGAUAAAAUCUGACAUUUAGGUAGCAGUGACAGAUCAAUCAGUGAGUGGGAUCAAAUGAAGAAUGUCAACAUCACUUUCCCUUCAGAUCAUUAAUAGACACAAUGACAGUUAAAGAUAAUUGACUUCCAUUAGGACCGAAAAAUAUCACCCAUUAAAAACAAAGAUUUAAAAUCACUGGCCUUGCAGGUGCAUUUGCAGUUAAAGAGGGAGGCAGGGAUAUUAGAGCAUCCAAAGCAUUUCAUCUUCAUUCUCAGGGGUCUCAGACCCCUCUUCUGAUAAAGGCACGAUCCAUUUCCAUAUAAACUCAUGCUCUGUGCAUAUUUGAAGAAACCAACAUUGUACAACUAAAAGAAUAUUACUUCUAAAAACAAAAGUCCCCAAAAUCGCAAAAAAAAAAAAAAAAGUUUCAGUGCAAGUAUUUCCAAUAGCUACACCUGCCAUUCAUAGCUUCCUCCAAACCCCUG
Molecule: messenger RNA, 3520 nt
Organism: Onychostoma macrolepis
Lineage: Eukaryota; Metazoa; Chordata; Actinopteri; Cypriniformes; Cyprinidae
Gene: abcg2c
Product: ATP-binding cassette, sub-family G (WHITE), member 2c
Exons: 16
Coding region: 288-2189 (633 amino acids)
Cellular component (GO): plasma membrane
Molecular function (GO): ATP hydrolysis activity; ABC-type transporter activity; ATP binding
Source: RefSeq, a predicted model, not a curated record